This is a messenger RNA of Dermacentor silvarum, 497 nucleotides long. RefSeq lists its product as uncharacterized. Lineage: Eukaryota; Metazoa; Arthropoda; Arachnida; Ixodida; Ixodidae. The transcript has 11 exons. The record is from RefSeq and is a predicted model, not a curated record. The coding region runs from base 78 to 497 and encodes 139 amino acids.
GUGGUCACCAUCGGCCACUUCAAAGUCUGCCUCCCGGAACCGAAGUGCCCCCUUCCGUCUUGCGACGAGUACGAAGAAUGGGCCAGGUCCGAGCGGAGCCGCAACCCUCUUGUGGACAUGCGGUGCCUCGUGGUGUGGUUCGGUUUCACACCGCGCGACGGAUGGUUCCCGCGGACAUCACCCGUACCAGGCUACUCCGACCAGACGAGUACAGCUCUGAUGACGGUGAGCACCGCGAAAGGCUCCUCCACCACCAUGGCCAGAACUUCCCCAUUGAGCACCAGCACCACAAGAGGUUCAGCCUCCAAGACCACAACAGCUCUAACAACUUUGAGCACCACGAAAGCAACUCCAAAAAAGACACCUGUGCCAGGCAUCUGCACUUUACCGGCGAGCACAACAGAAAAAUCAUCGUCGGAGAAAGCAACUACAAGACCGACACCUGUGCCAGCGACUACAAGACAGACACCUGUGCCAGGUUGGUGGACUUAUCGUAG